GCGUAUCAUAGCGUUGUCUUCGUCCAUGGGUUCACUGGCCAUCCAGAGCGGACAUGGACUCACCGGAAAGGCGAUCCACGGUCAUGUCAUCAGUGCCCGGAUGCCGAGAGGGGCCAAGACACCACGGAGCGCCCGGUCAAGGUACGGAAGUUGAGCCGUUUCUUGAUAUCUCGAAGUGGGCCCAACGAUGCUCGUGAACCAGCGUAUACAUCUGUAUACUGGCCAAGGGACCUCGUCCCAACCGUUCUCCCAGGUGCGCGAGUCUUGACAUACGGCUAUGAUACCCGAGUGACACAUGCUUUUGGUCCUCUUGGGAACAAAAGCAGCGUCUAUGAGAUGGCGUGGGACUUCUUGGUAGAGCUUGAUGCCAGCCGCCGGUCGCAGGAAGCGAGACCCCUUCUGUUUGUUGCCCAUAGCCUGGGUGGCAUACUUGUCAAAGAAGCGCUACGACGAUCGGCCAGCUUCCUAUCUGGCCGACAGUUCCGGUUUCGGUCCAUCUUCGAUUCCACAGUGGGUGUCAUCUUCUUUGGCACACCUCACGGCGGCGCCAAACCUGGAGGGUUACCGCACCGCGUUGCCGAGAAGCUUCUCAAGGCUGCCGGGUUUUCUGUCAACGAACAGGUCGUCGCUACACUUCUGCCGUCCGGGGAGCGUCUGAAAGAGCUGAGAGAUGAGUUUGGCCCAGUUGUUAACAAGCAGAAUUGGACCAUUUACUCCUUUCAAGAGGCGAUUGGCGUCAGAUUCCUGGGCGGCGAAAAGACGAAACAACACAUCCAGAGGGACCACAUGGAUAUGUGCCGUUUUGCGGGGUUUGACGACCCCGAGUUUAAGAAGGUAGACGCGGCUCUGAGGCACAUCACAGGUUUAAUGCAG
Messenger RNA from Canariomyces notabilis, 873 nucleotides. RefSeq lists its product as uncharacterized. The transcript is spliced from 2 exons. The annotation marks the transcript as partial. Lineage: Eukaryota; Fungi; Ascomycota; Sordariomycetes; Sordariales; Chaetomiaceae. The record is from RefSeq and is a predicted model, not a curated record.